UUGUAUGUCUGUUAGUUUGUGAAAACGCGUUCCCAUCGGCUUGGGUAUAGUUUUAUUGUGUACUUUGUGAUGCAUAAUUUGCAUUUACUCAUAUGUUAAAUGUUUGUUUGGGGCACGGACUAACCCUUCAACAGUUUCAUUUAGCAAAUUUGCGGACGCUUGAUCGAAAGAAACAGCAUCGUUUUCGGGAUUUACUUGAGAUGCGCGCGCGUGUUGUUUGUGUGUGUUUGUGGUAGCCGACUGAAAAGAAUGAUUUUAACAAGAUGGCGCUACAUUCGCAAAAUUAACGGAAAACCAUGCGUGUGCAAUCAAAGAAGAAUGAAGAUGAUCGCUGAAAGAAUUAAGCCAUAUUGAGUUUUCAGCAUUUGUUUGGAUUGGUGUUAUAAAAAUGCUGUCUGUUGAGAGAUGGCGCUUCGUCAUCAACAUGGGGUGUUGAACAGAACAGUUGUUACUCAAAGUGUUCAAUAAACGGAAAAAAGUAAAUAGCAAUGUGAAUUAAUGAAUUGGCUGCGUGGAAAAAAGAGCGUUGGGUGCGAUCCUGCCAGGAGUCGAACCUGGAAUCUUCUGAUCCGUAGUCAGACGCGUUAUCCAUUGCGCCACAGGACCCGGUUGGUGAGUGGGCAAUGGCAACCAUAAAUAAAGAGCAUCUAUGUCAUAUCGAUGAGCUAUAUGCGUCUUAGCAGCACAUAUUUGGUUCAGUUCUCCAAAGAAACAUAUCGUAUAACAGUGUUUGGCUUUCAUACUGGAUGGAACAGUGUGCAGUGCGCACAUUGACAAGGAAAGCAACCCUGCACAAAAAUACCUCCGCCAAAUGACAUUUGAACAAGCGCGCGCGUAAACAAAAGUCAGAGCAAAAUGUUCUGUUUUGCAUCGAAAUCAACGUUUGCGUGGUGAAAAAUUCGGAGUAUAGAACAUAAUCCUCUGACACGAUAAUGUCCGCCACUACCAAGUGGCGAUCGUUACUUUGCACCUACAAUCAACUGCAGCUAAAGGCCACCCUACUAGGAGGACAGAGCUUCCGGUGGAAAAACUAUAAAUCUACCGCUUUGGACCAGCAUGAAACCGAAUUCAUUGGCGUGUUUGCCAACAUCGUGUGGGUGUUGCGACAAACGGAGCGCGAGCUACAGUACCGUAUCGUCGGUGAGCAGCCGUACCCGAACAAAGCGAACAGAGACGUAACAAAUUCACCCAUCCCCGAGCCGCAGCAGUCCCCGGGCAAUGUGCGAAACCUUGCCGAGGUGCGCUUGAAGGUGGCCGAACCGUCCGAGUAUGCCACCGGGGGAGAGUUGUUGUAUCCGGCCAGCUACUACGAACAGCUGCUGCGCAUCUACUUCCGCCUAGACGUAGACCUCGAGCAGCAGUACCAGCAAUGGAUCCGGUGCCACGAGCACUUUGCCAACAGUGCGGCCAAAUUCUAUGCCGUCCGGCAGCUGGAUCAGGAUCCGGUGGAGAAUCUGUUCUGCUUCAUCUGUUCGCAGAACAAUAACAUCGCACGCAUCUCGGACAUGGUGGAAAAGCUUUGCCGCAACUAUGGGGAGAAAAUUUGCGAAUACGAAGGUACCUGCUACUACAAUUUCCCAUCGGUGAGCUCGCUCGCUGACCCCACAGUAGAGGGGAAGCUGCGCGAGCUCGGCUUCGGCUACCGGGCCAAAUACAUUCAACGGUCGGCGGAGCAAAUUCUUCAGCUCGGCGAUCUGGAGUGGUUCCGGCAGCUCUGCCAGAUGGAUUACAAAGCGGCUCACAAGGAGCUGGUGUCGCUGCACGGCAUCGGGUCGAAGGUGGCCGACUGCAUCUGUCUCAUGUCGCUGGGGCACCUGCAGGCCAUACCGGUCGAUACGCACGUGUUUCAGCUAGCGAAACAUUACCUGCCGGCGCUGACCAUAUCGAAGAACGCGACCGAUCGGCAGUACGUGACGGUGGCGGACAAGUUUCGCGAGGUUUAUGGGCCUUACGCGGGCUGGGCCCAGACGGUGCUUUUCUGUUCCGAUCUGCGCCAGUUUCGCGAUCGUACCAAGCGCACGGGGGAGCGUGAGAAUUCUUCCAAGCUGAAGAAAAAACGAAAAAAGCCUUAGCCUUUCUAAAGAAUGGACAAGAUGAUACAUUUAAAAAUGACACUUCU
This is a messenger RNA of Anopheles merus, 2119 nucleotides long. RefSeq names its product N-glycosylase/DNA lyase (gene Ogg1). Gene Ontology annotation, cellular component: nucleus. The transcript has 4 exons. The record is from RefSeq and is a predicted model, not a curated record. Gene Ontology annotation, molecular function: 8-oxo-7,8-dihydroguanine DNA N-glycosylase activity; damaged DNA binding. The coding region runs from base 933 to 2072 and encodes 379 amino acids. Gene Ontology annotation, biological process: base-excision repair, AP site formation; base-excision repair; nucleotide-excision repair. NCBI's taxonomy places the organism in Eukaryota, Metazoa, Arthropoda, Insecta, Diptera, Culicidae.